UCGCGGAGCCAGUUGCCAUGGAGCCGGCCGGGCCCUGUGGUUUCUGCCCAGUCGGGGAGGCCCAGCCAGCGCGCUACACCUGCCCGCGCUGUAAUGUCACCUACUGUUCGCUGCGCUGCUACCGGGCGCAUGGCACCUGCGCCGAAGACUUCUACCGCGACCAGGUGCUGAGCGAGCUCCGCGGCCGCACCGCCUCGCCCAGCCGCCUGGCAAGCGCCCUACGCCGCCUGCGUCAGCAACGCGAGGCCGAGGAUGAGCCCGAAGACGCAGGCCUCAGCUCUGGCCCGGCGCCCGGCAGCCUCUCAAACCUUUGGGAGCAGUUGACCCCGGCCGAGAAGGCGGCCUUCGAACGGCUGCUGAGUCGUGGCGAGGCAGGGCGGCUGCUGCCCCCAUGGAGGCCGUGGUGGUGGGCCCGCGGGACCAAGCCGCGACUUCUGGAGGAGCUCGAUGACGCGCCGGGCAAUGCCGCCGCGGAGCUGGAGCCCGCCCCUGCGAGGACCCCGCCGGAACCCGCGAAAGAUGCAACCGUCGUCGCGGAGCUCGAGGCCGCUGAGCCGGUUCUCGGAGACGCCCCCGGGGCGAGCGCGCCCGCAGUACCCACCCGCAUCCCCGCGCUGGCCAGCCUGAGCCGCGGCCCGGCCUCGCCGCUCGUGCGCUUCCAGCUGCCCAACGUGCUGUUCGCCUACGCGCACACUCUCGCCCUGUAUCACGGCGGGGACGAUGCGCUGCUGCUCUCCGACCUCUGUGCCACCCUGCUCGGCGUUUCCGGGGCUCUGGGCGCCCAGCAAGUCUUCACCUCCACCGAGGAAGCCCUGCAGGCCGCAAUCCACGUGCUGGAGGCGGGUGAGCACGCGCCGGGGCCCCUGGGCACACGCGGUGCCAUGCACGAGGCCGCCCGCAUCCUGCUGGGCGAGGGCCCAGCCAACCAGAAGGGCUACACGCUCGCAGCACUGGGGCACGUGGCGCAGAUCCUGGGCGGGGCCCGGAGACGGGCAGUGGAUGCGGGAGAGCGAGAGCGCCUCUACCGGGCCCGGAAGAAGUGCCAGUUCCUGCUGGCCUGGACCAACGAAAACGAAGCGGCCCUCACACCCCUGGCUCUAGACUGCGCCAGGGCUCACCGAGCCCGUGCUGUGGCCGCCGAGGAGAUGGCAGCCCUCGCUGGGGAGAUGGAACGGCUCUGGGGAGGCCCCUUGCCACCUGCCCGGAGGACUCUGAUUGAGGAACUCCCUGGCUGAACUGGGGACCUUUGUCGUUAAUAAAGCCAUGGCUGGUC
Orycteropus afer afer is the source of this 1273-nucleotide messenger RNA. It is a transcript of the gene ZNHIT2, whose product is annotated as zinc finger HIT-type containing 2. The record is from RefSeq and is a predicted model, not a curated record. Lineage: Eukaryota; Metazoa; Chordata; Mammalia; Tubulidentata; Orycteropodidae.